This is a messenger RNA of Malurus melanocephalus (red-backed fairy wren), 762 nucleotides long. RefSeq names its product U8 snoRNA-decapping enzyme-like. Gene Ontology annotation, molecular function: snoRNA binding; phosphodiesterase decapping endonuclease activity. Gene Ontology annotation, biological process: sno(s)RNA catabolic process; mRNA catabolic process. The record is from RefSeq and is a predicted model, not a curated record. Gene Ontology annotation, cellular component: nucleus. Bases 2 to 697 code for a protein of 231 amino acids. The transcript has 3 exons. NCBI's taxonomy places the organism in Eukaryota, Metazoa, Chordata, Aves, Passeriformes, Maluridae.
CAUGCGGGAARGCGGGGAGGAGCAGCCGCCGCUGCUGAGCCGGGCGGAGGCGCUGGGCCUGGGCCGGGAUCAGGACCGGAGCGGGACCGGGGAUGGGGGAACGGAGCAGGGGGCGGGCUGGCGUCAUGCCUGCCAUGUGCUGCUGCACGCCCCGCUGCCCGCCGGGGCCCCGCCGCCGGGACACGCCGUGCUGAUGCAGCUGCGGUUUGAUGGGCGGUUCGGGUUCCCGGGAGGGCUGGUSGAUCCCGGGGAGUCGCUGGAGGMGGCGCUGGAGCGGGAGCUGCGGGAGGAGCUGGGCCCGGCGGCGGCCACGCUUCAGCUCCGGCCGCGGCACCACCGAGGGGCGCGCGUCUGGCCGGGGGGCGGGGCCGGAAGUGACGGCGGGCUCGUGACGCACCUGUACGUGAAGCCGCUGCGAUUGGACGAGCUGGAGGCGCUCGAAAGGGGCGGGGCCAGAGCGCCCGAGCACGGGCUGGAGGUGCAGGGGCUGGUGCGGGUCCCCCUCGGGGUGGGGCUCCCGGCGUUCCUGCAGAACCGAUUCGCUGGUGACGCGCGGGAGCAGCUCCUGGGGACCCUCCAGACCCUCGGUGUCCAGUUCCCCCCAGCCCAGGACCCUGCGAGGGUCCCCCCAGAGUCAGGGGAGCCCCUCACCCCAAAACCGGUGGCAGGCGAGGAGGAGAAUGACCCAGUGGAGUAAAAUCACCCUGAAAUCUGCCCUCGGAUCACCUGAGGGUGUUGUGGUUCAAGGGAAGACUUUGUGAC